GCAGAUUCACCCCGAAAAUCCGAAAAUAAUGUGUAAAUAAUUUCUAAACCAAACACGGAAAUGGCAGAAAACUUAUAUGUUGAACUACUCCACAAUUUAACAGCAAAUUUAGCAAUAGCAAUAGAUCAAGUGAAAGGUGGAGAAACUAAAGAAACUGAUGGUAUUGAGUUUGAUGCAGAAGAUUACUGGAACAGAUUAGGAUUGGUAUUUAAAGCUAUAGCACAUGAAGCUACUAAAUUAUCCCUGACAUUUUCUUCCCCUCCAUUGCCUUCUUCUCAGGAGUGUGAAUCAUUGAUAACAGGAGUGGAGAAAACAACUUUAGCUUUAGUAUCAUUAUAUUACUGCUUACCUAAGUCUCAAGGUCUUAGAUUAAGAAAGUCCACACAGAAUGCUGUGGUAGAUGUAAUACAGGGUAUUACUGAUUUAGCUAAAGCUGUUAAGCAAUAUGGAUGUGGAUCAUCUGAACAGUUACAGUCCACAGGCAAUGUAUGGAAUGGUGCUGAUAUAUUUCUUCAGAUUCCAAAAGACAAUAGAGAAGCUGUAUUAAAGGUUUUAUGUGAGGCACAGGGAAUGGCUACUGAUGCUUUACAAGAAAUACAAGAGGCUGUCGACAGUGGUGGUAUAGGAGAUGACCUUGAUGAACUCCUUGAUGAAGAUGUCGGAUCAGAUAAUGAAAACACAUGGUCAGAACGAGAUAAAACAUUACUUGGCCCUUGCCUUGGAUUGCUGAAAGCUUCUAAAUCAUUGAUUAAAAAGACAAAGGACACAAUUAAGAAGAAUGCUUGUUGUAAUAGUGAGCAGACGGUCACACAGCUUGAUGAUUUAGCAGAUCUUGUAGACAGAUUAAGUCCUGCCAUUGAUGAAUUAGCUUCUAGUUUGUAUCCACCAUUACACUACCAGACAUUGAAUGAAAAUGGAAAGACUGUUUACCAAAUACAUGGAACUAUGUUAGACUUUAUCAGGUAAUUUAUAUAGUAGUGAUAUGACUGUAAAAAUAUAAAAAGUUUGGAGAAGGUG
Molecule: messenger RNA, 1017 nt
Organism: Mytilus trossulus (common blue mussel)
Lineage: Eukaryota; Metazoa; Mollusca; Bivalvia; Mytilida; Mytilidae
Product: cyclin-D1-binding protein 1 homolog
Exons: 9
Coding region: 61-966 (301 amino acids)
Biological process (GO): regulation of cell cycle
Cellular component (GO): nucleus
Source: RefSeq, a predicted model, not a curated record